This is a messenger RNA of Musca domestica (house fly), 1583 nucleotides long. RefSeq names its product tubulin beta-2 chain. NCBI's taxonomy places the organism in Eukaryota, Metazoa, Arthropoda, Insecta, Diptera, Muscidae. Gene Ontology annotation, molecular function: structural constituent of cytoskeleton; GTP binding; GTPase activity. Gene Ontology annotation, biological process: microtubule cytoskeleton organization; mitotic cell cycle. The record is from RefSeq and is a predicted model, not a curated record. The transcript has 2 exons. Bases 83 to 1423 code for a protein of 446 amino acids. Gene Ontology annotation, cellular component: cytoplasm; microtubule.
AAAGCGGAUAUUUUUUUCUUUUGAUUUUUCCAACGGUCAAAUUUUUGAAAAAAAUCUCCUCCACACACACACAGAAAACAAAAUGCGUGAAAUUGUCCACAUACAAGCCGGCCAGUGUGGCAAUCAAAUUGGAGGAAAAUUCUGGGAAGUUAUAUCAGAUGAGCAUUGCAUCGAUGCCACGGGAACGUAUUAUGGUGAUAGCGAUCUGCAAUUGGAGCGCAUCAAUGUCUAUUACAAUGAGGCCACGGGGGCGAAAUAUGUGCCCCGAGCAAUUUUGGUGGAUCUGGAACCGGGCACAAUGGAUUCGGUGAGGUCGGGGGCAUUUGGUCAAAUUUUCCGGCCCGACAACUUUGUGUUUGGCCAAUCGGGGGCGGGCAAUAACUGGGCCAAGGGUCAUUAUACCGAGGGAGCGGAAUUGGUGGAUUCGGUUCUGGAUGUGGUGCGCAAGGAAUCGGAGGGUUGUGACUGCUUGCAGGGUUUCCAAUUAACGCACUCAUUGGGUGGUGGCACUGGUUCCGGCAUGGGCACAUUGCUGAUAUCGAAAAUCCGUGAAGAAUACCCCGACCGUAUUAUGAACACAUUUUCCGUGGUACCCUCGCCCAAGGUAUCGGACACAGUCGUCGAACCCUACAAUGCAACACUGAGUGUCCAUCAAUUGGUGGAGAACACCGAUGAAACCUAUUGCAUAGACAAUGAAGCCCUGUACGAUAUUUGUUUCAGGACCCUUAAACUAACCACACCGACAUAUGGUGAUCUUAAUCAUUUGGUCUCGGCCACCAUGUCAGGUGUGACCACCUGUCUACGCUUUCCCGGGCAAUUAAAUGCCGAUCUACGUAAACUGGCUGUGAACAUGGUACCAUUUCCUCGCCUGCAUUUCUUUAUGCCUGGCUUUGCUCCCCUAACCUCAAGGGGUUCCCAGCAGUAUAGAGCCCUCACAGUUCCCGAACUUACACAGCAAAUGUUCGAUGCCAAGAAUAUGAUGGCCGCCUGUGAUCCUCGACAUGGCCGUUAUCUUACCGUGGCUGCCAUAUUUCGUGGUCGCAUGUCCAUGAAAGAGGUCGAUGAGCAAAUGUUGAAUAUACAAAAUAAAAACAGCAGUUUCUUUGUGGAAUGGAUACCGAAUAACUGUAAAACAGCGGUGUGUGAUAUACCACCGAGGGGAUUGAAAAUGUCCGCCACAUUUAUUGGUAAUUCCACGGCCAUACAGGAGUUAUUCAAACGUGUUUCGGAGCAAUUCACUGCCAUGUUUCGACGCAAGGCCUUUUUGCAUUGGUACACCGGUGAGGGUAUGGAUGAAAUGGAAUUUACCGAGGCCGAAAGUAAUAUGAACGAUUUGGUAUCGGAAUAUCAACAGUACCAGGAGGCAACUGCCGAUGAGGAGGGUGAAUUUGAUGAGGAUGAAGAAGGCGGUGGUGAUGAGUAGGAAUUGUAGGUGGAAGCUCGCGGAAAAUUGCUAGUAUUUGUAAAAAUGUUUUUCUUUAUUAUUCUACUUUUCCAGUAUUGGUUUUUUAUUCUAUGUAUAGGUCGUAGAUCUUGAUCCUUGAAUGAUUAUGUCUGGACAAUAAACAAAAUUUGAAAAUAAA